Mya arenaria is the source of this 2501-nucleotide messenger RNA. Its product is annotated as proline-rich transmembrane protein 1-like. The record is from RefSeq and is a predicted model, not a curated record. NCBI's taxonomy places the organism in Eukaryota, Metazoa, Mollusca, Bivalvia, Myida, Myidae. Bases 79 to 600 code for a protein of 173 amino acids. The transcript is spliced from 4 exons. Gene Ontology annotation, cellular component: membrane.
GCACUACGUCACAGGUUUGUGUGUGUUGUUGAUCGAUAGUUAUUAUUAGCAUUUGACAGACACUAUCAAACACGGAAAAUGUCGGAGAAAGGGAACCCUCAGCUAUACCCGGACGGUGAUUACAAACAGCCUGACCAAGCCCCGCCAGGCUACACACAGGGACCCCCAGCCCCGGGUUACGGCCCACCACCCCCGGGUUAUCCCCAGCCCGGUGGUUACGGCUACCCCGCCGCCCCACCCCCGGGCUACGGAUAUGGGGCCGCUCCUCCUAUACAGGUGGUCAGCAGAGAUGCUGCGGCCCAUGUGUUGGUCCCACAGACAACGGGGCCGCCUCCCACGGACUACUCGACCCAGGCCUGGAUCGCAUGUCUCUGUUGCUUUUGGCCAACGGGCCUACUAGCCAUCAUGAAGGCGAACGAGUCCCGGAACGCGAGGGCGCGUGGAGAUAUGGUUGGGGCACAGAUGGCGUCGGACAGCGCCCGGACGUUUGUGAGGAUCAGCUGGGCGGCCGGGAUCCUCAGCAUCAUUGCCUCCGUCGUCUUUAUUGGAGUCUACGUGGGUAUUGUCCUGCCUAGCAUUAUGAACAAUCAUUACGACUAGACAAGUGAGGGAAUGGUGGAGAGAUGGAAGAGGGGGGUGGGGCGACGAUAAAUGAAAUGUGGCACAUAGGUUUGGGACCAGAAGUGGCCCUUUUAUUAUACAUUUAAGUUGAUUUUGUCUUAACUGUGCGGGCCAUAACGUACAUACAUCCUUACCAAUUAAAUGGCUUAUUUAUGCUAUUCGUUGUGUUGUCAACUAUCAGAUUGUGAUAAUUCCACUACUUAUUGGACAUGUUUAUUAACCAAUAAUCAUUUGAUGAAUGUGUCAUUAUCCGCAUAAAAGGAAGUGCAUUUUAGAGGGUGUAUGUUAGUUAGUUUAAUGAUAGUUUACUUUUAAGUUCUAGUCGUUUUUAGGCACACGACAGCGCAUAUGUUAUUUAAGUUCCGGUUGCGAUGAUAAAAAUAUCAUGUGUUUUUCGGUGAUUCAGAUGAGUCAGGCCUAGAUAAAAAGAUGAAGGCCUUAUCUCAACUUAUUUUAAGUUUAAAAAAAGACAGGCUAUAAUGUUUUACUCUUUUAAUAUCAAUAAUAAUAAUAACAGAAGAACAAUUUCAACAUUAAAACAUUUAUUAUGACAAUGGGCCAAAUGUUCGGAACUUGUUAAAGUCAUCGUUGCUUGUUAAAGUUAACAAUGCCUUUAAAGUCAUCGUUGCUUGUUAAAGUUAACAAUGCCUUUAAAGUCAUCGUUGCUUGUUAAAGUUAACAAUGCCUUUAAAGUCAUCGUUGCUUGUUAAAGUUAACAAUGCCUUUAAAGUCAUCGUUGCUUGUUAAAGAUAACAAUGCCUUUAAAGUCAUCGUUGCUUGUUAAAGUUAACAAUGCCUUUAAAGUCAUCGAUGCUUGUUAAAGUUAACAAUGCUCUAAAGUCAUCGUUGUUGACUUUUAAGUCUUAACUGCUCUGGAAGAUGCGUGGAUACACUUUUGAUCUGCUGUAUUUCUAACGAGAUGUUAGAAUACUGUUUCAGCUGUACUUGUUUAUAUUUAGAUAUGUAAGCACAUUAACGACUAAUUCACGUUUUAAAGUUAUACAUGGUGUCUUUUAUCGCGUUGUUAACUUUAACUUUCACGUUAAAAGUUUUAGACGAUUUCGUUUUUCACAUUGUUAACUUUAUUUCACGCUGAAUAGUUAUAGGCCAUGUUGUUUAUCAUGUUGUCAACUUUAACAAUGUUCUGAACAUUUCGUCCGCAUUGGUUUUAUCCAAAUUUUGAAACUUGGUCUUUACCAGGUUGUAUAUAUGUUUCUUUUAAUGACCUUCAUUGCCAAAAGUGAAAAUGCUGGUGGUGAGAUAUAAAUAUAUUAUGGUUAAAUUUAUGGUAUACAGAAAUCUUCAGUGUUUAGCUGAACUCUCAUUUCUUGUCAGAAAACAAAGGCAUUUUUGAAAGGUUGUAUUUCUUGAAGAAACUUAAUAAAGAAAUAAAUCAUUUUUUACCAUUUAAAAAAAUCAAUAUUCAUUUCAAAACAAUAAAACUUGCAUUGAAAUUGCCAAAUUUAAGGGAAUGUAAAAGUUCAAGUAAAUAUGUUUCUGUAAUACGCCCUUGGUUUUAUAUGAAUUAUCAUGUAUGUGAAAUAUAUAGAAGUUAACUUAUAUCACAUUACAUAUUACUUAACAACCCUGUUCGAUUGUAUUUUCUAUGACACAAUGUUUGUAUUCAUGAGGUAAUGAACCAAUUUUAUGUUGUUUUAUUUUUAAGUGGUUAUUUUUAAUGUUGAAUUUUAAUGUGUGAUUUUAUGGCAAAACCCAUUUACAAAGUAUUGUUAACCACGUUGUAAUCACAAACAUGUAGAUCUAAGGAGUGAUAUAGAUCUGAGAACUUUUAAUAUUGUUUGCAGUUCUAACUUUUCAUUUUAUAGUGUUACCAUGUUAGUUGUUGUAUUGUUGAAAAAUAAACGAGCAUUGUUAUCCUA